UAAGCCAGCACACGGCAGGCAGUGCACUCACUGUGCUGACGCUACCCGCGACGGCAGCUCGGCGUAGCGGAGCGGAGAAGGGUGGGCUCGUCGAGAGAGCGGCGGCGGCACCAUGGAGACCGAAUUCACAUAUGAAGAUUAUCAGACGACCGCACAGUGGCUUCUGUCCCACACAGAGCACCGGCCUCAAGUGGCAGUGAUCUGUGGUUCUGGGUUGGGAGGUCUGGCUGAUCGAGUAACUCAGGCCCAGAGCUUUGACUACAGUGAAAUACCAAACUUUCCCCGAAGUACAGUGCCCGGUCACGCCGGUCGGCUGGUGUUCGGGUUCCUGAACGGCAGAGCCUGUGUGAUGAUGCAGGGCAGGUUCCACAUGUACGAAGGCUACUCGCUCUGGAAGGUCACCUUCCCAGUGAGAGUUUUCUGUCUUCUGGGCGUGGACACCCUAGUGGUCACCAACGCAGCUGGAGGGCUCAACCCCAGAUUUGAGGUUGGUGAUAUCAUGCUGAUCCGUGAUCACAUCAACCUGCCUGGUUUCUCUGGUCAGAACCCUCUCAGAGGCCCCAAUGAUGAAAGGUUUGGAGUUCGUUUCCCUGCCAUGUCUGAUGCCUAUGACCGGGAUAUGAGGCAGAAGGCUCACGUUGUCUGGAAACAAAUGGGGGAGCAGAGAGAGCUGCAGGAAGGCACCUAUGUGACGCUGGCAGGCCCCAACUUUGAGACUGUGGCAGAGUGUCACCUGCUGCUGAAGCUGGGGGCGGAUGCUGUUGGCAUGAGCACAGUUCCAGAAGUGCUAGUUGCAAGGCACUGUGGACUUCGAGUCUUUGGCUUCUCCCUCAUCACCAACAAGGUCAUUACGGAUUAUGAAACCCAUGAGAAGGCCAGUCACGAGGAAGUACUAGAGACCGGGAGACAAGCGGCACAGAAACUGGAACGGUUUGUCUCCAUUCUUAUGGCCAGCGUUCCACCUCCUCGCAAGGCCAGUUAACCAGCCCUGGAGUGGUUUGGCCUCCCCCUCAUGGCAUCCAAGUAGCUGCUACCUGCUUUGGCCCUUUGCUGUGUCCUGUGCCUCUGCCCUUAGGCAGUAGCAGACAAGAAAGAAAGACCCCUAUCGUUCACUUUCCCCGCUUCUCCCAGCAGACUUUCUGGUGCUGGGUCCUCUUUUGCUCCAUGGUCUUCUCAGAACAGUUCUUCCCCAAGAGCUGGAGCCCAAGCCCUCCCACACAUCCAUGGAUAUGCCCAGGAUGUGACUUGCACCCUUGAACUUGGCACAGUAACUGCUCUAGCUUUUUGAGAUGAUGCUCUCACAUUCCUGGGGGCUCGGUUCUGAGUCCCCUAAAGCACAGGAGACCAUGUAAGGACCAGCCCAAUGCCUCUUGGACUUUAAUACUGUCAUACUUUGAGAAUAAAGAGAAAGAUGAAAUAAUGUCUUCAUUUUUGUGUCAUU
Molecule: messenger RNA, 1441 nt
Organism: Diceros bicornis minor
Lineage: Eukaryota; Metazoa; Chordata; Mammalia; Perissodactyla; Rhinocerotidae
Product: purine nucleoside phosphorylase-like
Exons: 6
Coding region: 113-982 (289 amino acids)
Biological process (GO): nucleoside metabolic process
Cellular component (GO): cytoplasm
Molecular function (GO): purine-nucleoside phosphorylase activity
Source: RefSeq, a predicted model, not a curated record